Messenger RNA from Polypterus senegalus (gray bichir), 3906 nucleotides. RefSeq names its product acidic residue methyltransferase 1 (gene dcph1). Gene Ontology annotation, biological process: DNA damage response. Gene Ontology annotation, cellular component: cytoplasm; nucleus. The record is from RefSeq and is a predicted model, not a curated record. Gene Ontology annotation, molecular function: phosphatase activity. The transcript is spliced from 5 exons. Lineage: Eukaryota; Metazoa; Chordata; Cladistia; Polypteriformes; Polypteridae. The coding region runs from base 14 to 1348 and encodes 444 amino acids.
GUUAUAUUACGUUAUGAAGAUGGCGUCUGAGGAUGUGGUGCCAGUGUCGCUUUCUGCCAAAUUCCAAGGAUCAUUUGCAUACUUCACAGUACGAGACAGAAUGUCAACAAUUCUAACAAAGGUCAUUGAUACAAUCCACCGGAAUAAAAAUAAGUUCUUUGAGGAGCAUGGUGAAGAAGGAGUUGAAGCUGAGAAAAGGGCCAUUUCGCUCCUUUCCAAGUUAAGAAAUGAACUCCAGACAGACAAGCCUGUUCUUGUGCUUUCUGAUGACCAACAGGAUACAGAAGAGUGGAAUCAGUAUAUGGUGAGACAACAGGCUGUUCUGGAUGGGAAUGAAGUUCCCAGCUGGUUUAAAUCACCUUGGCUGUACAUGGAGUGUUACAUGUAUAGAAGAGUCCAAGAGUCACUAAAUCUUAAUCCACCCAUUUGUAACUUUGAUGUUUUUGAGGAAGCAAAAAAUAAAAGCUUCUUUGAAUCACAACUAGCCAUUAUAGCAAUUUGCACAUAUCAACAAGGUGUUCUUAACAAAAUAGAAGAUCUGUCAGAGGAGCAUAUUUUGGAACAAUUUCUAAAGUUACUGCAGGUCACCUUAUGGGGAAACAAGUGUGAUCUUUCUGUUUCAUCUGGACAGGCGAUCUCACAGCAGUGCAGUCCAAUAGACUCCUUAGAAGUUCUCAAACCUUACAUUUUAGUCGAUGACUCAAAAUCUGUUUGGUCAGUGUUAAUUAACUCUUCAUCAGCUGGUAGUCUCCCUCGGGUUGACAUUGUCUUGGACAAUGCUGGCUUUGAACUUGUCACGGAUUUAAUAUUAGCAGACUUCUUGCUUUCAUCUAGGCUUGCCUCUACAAUCCAUUUCCAUGGAAAGUACAUGCCAUGGUUCGUCUCAGACACUACCAAAAAGGAUUUUGAGUGGACAAUAAAGCAAUUUCUACGAUCCAAUCAUAAGUACAUGUCCAAGUGUGGCGCUCAGUGGAAAAAAUAUUGCAAGGAUGGCACUUGGACCUUUGAUGACCAUAAAUAUUGGACUUUGCCUCAUGAAUUUUGUGACAUGGCUCAAGUAGCUCCAGAACUGUAUAAUGACCUUCAAAAGUCAAGCCUAAUAUUAUUCAAGGGUGACCUAAACUAUAGAAAAUUAACUGGAGACCGUAAAUGGGAUUACACAGUUCCCUUCCAAAGAGCCUUACGGGGUUUUCAGCCGGCACCACUUUGUAGUUUGAGAACUUUAAAAGCUGAUGUACAAGUUGGACUUAAACAUGGACAAGGUGAGAACCUGAGCGCAGCUGACUCAAACUGGAUGACGAACGGAAAAUAUGCAGUAAUUCAGUUUAGUAGUCCAUGCAAACAGUGAUUUGUUUUCAGAAAACAUUAAUGGCUUAAUCUUUUAUUUAUUGCUUACUGUAAAGUCUUUAUAUUGCAACAGGUUCAGUUGGCUUCAUAUCACAUGAUCAACUUAAAAAAAGCAGCCUAUUAUUCAAAAUGGUUCAUAACAGGAAUGUUGCAAAUGAUCGCAGCACAGGACUCUAUACUUACGAGAGGUAAUUAGAAUGUUUUUAGCCUAACGCAUUAAGAGAAACACCAGUACAAGGAAACUGAUAGUAUUUUUUAGCUUAAUCCCUGUAAACACUACUAAAUUUGUUAUAAGGUUUGGAAAGCUUUUCUAAUCCAUUCAAGUAAACAUUGCUUAUACAAACACUGUUCUAUAGAUAAUUUGACAUGUUCAUCAUUUUACAUAGGAGCUCACACUGAAGUAACCUUUUAGAUUGGUAGACAUGUAAUUUGAGUGUAAGUUGGGGGCAUUUUCAUGCAACAGAGGGGGUGUGCUUUCCUUGCCACUUUUCCCAGAUUGACAGUCAUAAUCCCUGAAGCAAGUCAUCAUAAAACUGACCAGUCACAUCAACCUUUAGAGGUAUAUAAACAUGACGGACUACAAUUUCUACAUCAUAAAACAUUGUGUACGUGAUCUUGCUGGCACUGUCUUGGGCCUUGAAAUUGUUUGGAUUUUUUCCCUGGGUCAUUAUGAUUUAUCAAACUUACAUCCUCCGUUCUGAAACACUUUUACUUUAGUCGGAAUUUAUUACUUACUUACAACUUCAAUAUUCUGGGCUUCCCUGUAUAAGUAGGCUUUCCUCCUGUUUAAUUAUUCAUGAAGAAUGGAUUCAGCCGACUCAUAAGUAGUCCCUGUAUUGUCUAUCUCAUGUGCCAUCACUCUUUGGUUCUCAAAUGCGAUUUACUCCGUGGUGGCAACACUUUCUGCUGUUGUCAAAGCUCUAGGCCGGGAAAACCACGGGUCACAAUUGAUAGAUGUCCUGCCAUGACAGAAUUUUGCAGUCCUACCUCUUGACUGGAGCAUAUGAAGGGACUGGACCUUUUCUUUGGCAACGCUCAAAAUCAGCAAUACUCCCUUCAGGUUCAAGGCCAAAUGUUUUUGAUCACUCCUUAUAUGUACAGUAGGAGUAUAUAAUAGUUAAGUUGCCCUAGUGGGAUGUGGCAAAACUAUAAACUAGAAAAUACAAAGAAUUCAAUGAUAUUUUUAUACCAUUUUUCUACAUAAUACAUGCAAAACUUACAAAUGAUAAUUUACUACAAAUGUAGUGUCAUUAUUUAGUGCCUAAAGAAUGUACCACAAAUUUGUUCGGGGGUAUUCUCCUGAAAGCAGAAUAGUGUUAACAACACCAUAAACUUCACCUUAAGAUCAUGUGUUAUUUUACAAGUGUUUACCCAAAACCCACAGUAACUAAUGUAGCAUGUAAAAUACUUUAUAAUCCACAUGCUGCUGGACUUACUUCUUAAUAAGCUAGUGCUUGUUAAACAAGAUGUCUCUGUCCUAACCUAAGUUAUAUACACAGGUCUCCAGAUUGAGUAGUUUAAGGGAAUAUCAUGAUAAUUCUUUGGCCAUUCAGAGUAGAUGUAUACUUGGCAAGAUGAUACCAUUGUCAUAAUAUGCAGUAAUGCUUUGUCUUAAGUUCAGUCAUCGGGUAAUGGUUGUGGUUUUUUUUUUAUCAACAGCCUUUAAAGGACACAACAGCAGAGGGUCAUUGACUUUUGUAACAUUAUAGUCAUAAUAUUUUAUUUAAAGUUUGGUAUUAUUUUAUAUUUGAUCAUGGUUGUUGAUGGUAAUGCUUAAGCCUUCUUGCAUUUAAAUUGUAGGGCAUAUAUUUGUGGGGAGCGAUCAUUGUAAUUUGGGCAAGUAUCCAUGCCAGGCCUACUAGUUUGUUUUGCCAGGUAUUGUGUCAAUUGGAACAAUUAAAAUGUAGUUCCAAUACACCCAAUACCUAUAAAACAGCAGUGAGUAUUUGAUUUUGUGCCUAUUUUGCUUAACUAGUUAUUAAAUUGUGAUGUCAUGUUUGCUUCAUAGUACUUCUUACAGCCUUAUUUCAUCCCACUGAGAAACCACAAAUUACAACUUAUAAUGAAAGAAUUGUCAAUUGGUUGUUUCACAGUUGACUUGUGAUGCUUUUUGCUUAGCAACUUCAGGCUCAGGAUUAAUAAAGUACUUUAUACUCAUUUGAGAAAUGGCACAUUAAGACAGAUUUUGGGAAACUCUUGAAAAAGUAGUAUGUGUAUUAUAUUUGCUUGUUAACUUCUAGGAUUCAUACAUUUUGGGAAACUCACCCCAGAUUUUACAAAACACUUAUAUUUAAGCUGAAAUACGCACAAUUUCCAUUAAAGCUUUAAUGUAAGGCUAUACACUGGGCUAUAUCUCUGAGUUGUGUACAAACAGCUGUGCCCAUUUUUCAUUUACAUGCAAAGGCACAUGCAGUGAUGUUUACAUAUGGAUGAGCUGAAAAAUGUCAAACGAAAAGGCCAUUCAUUACUACUGCUUGGAUGAUUGGCAUCUCCUUAAAAUUGUGAAAUGCUUAUGUCAGGUGGCAUGGUGAAAAAUAAACUUCAGCGAUUGCAAGGUGA